This is a messenger RNA of Haliotis rubra (blacklip abalone), 4951 nucleotides long. RefSeq lists its product as uncharacterized. Bases 745 to 2202 code for a protein of 485 amino acids. The record is from RefSeq and is a predicted model, not a curated record. The transcript has 11 exons. NCBI's taxonomy places the organism in Eukaryota, Metazoa, Mollusca, Gastropoda, Lepetellida, Haliotidae.
AGGCUAUAUUUAUAAACACUCGCUGAAGUUGCGCGAAGUGUCGUCACUAAUCUCCGUGGCGCGCUGUGGGUAGGACGGAUUGACAAGGGUGUGUAGCCCGUGGGUGAGGUACGCGUGAACCGGAGUAAUGUGAGCUAUGAAGGUCCUCCCUUCACCCCUCUUGUACUUCCUCCUGGGGGGUGACACUACCCCUGAUUCUUGGACUUCACUGUGAGUUGGAUUGUGAGGAUGACGCUUGUGUGGAGACCAUUACCAGAGUGCCCAAGAAAGCGUGCCGCCAACUAGGGAGGUCGCCGAGAUCGUCACCAAGAAUCCCUCCCAAACAACAUUUCACAGUCCGUCAGAAAAGGACCUUCCUGGAGAUCACUUUGUCACGUGACAGGGAACCAGGUUCGGUGUUGUUGCUGACGGUACCAGCACGGGGAGGCCGUCAAUGCUUCAACAUCACGACCCCAGGAAACCAGACAUACACCGUCAACGACGGCAGGGCGAGGACGAGGCUUAAAUGCAGUGGUGUUCGAAUCACGAAGAAAGGGACAAAGAUCAAACUGUACGAUCUCACAAAUCGCAAGAUUCUCGGCUCACGGCUGGUGCAAAAGAAACAGGAGACGUUGAGAACUACCCAAGGGCCUCCAGCCGAGGGGGGUUGAAAAUGGCUCCCGCCAUCCCCGGACAGCCUGUACCUGUUUGAUUCCUGAUGUUGUCUACCUGAAACCCGAGUGUGUGUUCCCCGGAAACUACACCAUGACUGUCAGCUGGGCGCCGUUCUACAACAGCAGCGACCUGAGAGUAGGCAUCGUACCCGAGGGCGGCAGCGACGUGUUCGUGACGAAUGGUCACCGGAAGCUGCCAAGGUGGAAGCUUUUGACUCAAAGACUUCAGGAAGAGACAUUUACGGACUUGAAACUGGAAUCCAGAUCCAAAUACAUUGGAUUGGUUGGGUCCCUAGGUUGCAACUCGUGCAUGCGCUACAAGGAGAGUGAAGCUUUGCGUGUGCAGUGUUCGAACGAAGGUCCAGCACCGUCCGAUCCUCCACCUGCAAUAGACAUGAAAGCGACGACGUCUACAUCUAACCCACCUAUGGUGGUCUAUGCUGUUAUUGGAGUCGGGGCCUUUGCGUUCAUCGGAGUGCUGGCUUUAGGGGUGUUCUUGCUGAAAAUGCGACAUGGGAAGCGUUAUGGACCUCUGCCUGCAUCCGAUAGUUCUGCGUCCCUCGCAACUGUCGCUCAAGUGUCGGUGGUCAGGUCAUCGGAUGUUGAUGACGUUGUCAGAGCAACCGAAAAUUUGGUUUCGCAACUGCAGCAACGCGGGAAGACAACGGUGUCUACGCUGGUGUCUGAUGUGACGGAGGUGUCGAUCUCAGCUAGUGACCUCAUCUUCCACGUCACAUCCGGUAAUGAAUCGUUACCGACAUGUCUGAAACAACUGACAUCCAAAACAGUGACCGUUGUUCUCCGUGGCAACAGGAAGCCUGACGUUGUUGUGCCACGUGACUUCCGGUUCGGGGACCUGCUGAACAACCAGAUGGCCCCUGGACGUAGCCUUCACCUUGAUGAUUUUCUGAACAAGCUUGGGCCAGCUCACAUUGAUGUUGGCCCAUCUAAAGUGAGAGCGCUGUUGCUGUCCUGUGACUCGGGAGAGUACGAUUCACCACAUCGGGAGGCCACGGGGGAGCUUGUAAAACUGUUGAGGGAACACCUCGCCAUUACAGUCGUGGAUCCACAGGAGACAAAACAUCUUCAGGAACUGAGGAACAUGGGAACUAACAGAUGGGCCAGGGAAAAGAUCGCAGCUAGUAACAUAGUCAUUGUUGUCCCGUCCAAGGACUUUGCAGGCGUUCAUACAGGGGACAUGAAUCUCAACAACAACGAAAGAAUUGUUCGAGAUGCUAUUGUUUGUCUGAAACAGAGUUCCCCUGGACCGACUCCAGAUGUGUGUGUUGUGACGUUUGGGUACUGGGCUGAACAUGUUGAGAGUGUACGAAUGCAUUUCCCAGCCAGUCGAACGUUCAAUCUGGUUGAGACUGACACUGACGACCCGUCUGAAGUAAGACACAAUCUCAAACCCUUCUUCUCAUUCCUGUGCCCCGACGUGACUUUGGUUGAGCGCGCGUGUCGUGGGGGACAGGGCUUCCUUUUCAGCGCUGAUCGGAUGUCUGAUUUUGUGCGUGGAGCUCCAGACGUCUUGGAGAACAUGGUUUGAGCGCCUUGAGUGUACCGGAUACAGGCGCUUUAAAAAAUGUCCAUUAUUAUAAUCAUCAUAUCAUGUGCAAUGGAGAUGGGGAAAUCCUGCAUUGUAGUUAGGUCGGCCUGUUAUAUUCACCAGCGUACGGAGAAAUAUAAAUUAAUGACCCCUAUAAGUGGUCUGGGUGAAGCUGCAACAUUGUGGAGACCGUCCAAUCAGUUUUAGUCCUUCAGCCUUAACUGUGGCGCUUUUUGCGAUUUAAUUCGAACGAGUAUGGUUGUAUAUGAUGAAAGUCCGAUACAUGCUAUGUGUAUCCUUUGACCUAACAAGAUCUAACUUUCAAAGUUUGUAAUGCAAAAUUAAAAUUUGUCCCUUCAGUGUUCAUUUUAUGACAGGAGAGUGAGUCAGUGAGAUGUAUUCAUUUUUAUCCAAGAGUCUAACGGGACAAGUAUUCUGUGUUGUUACACUUAGAGUAAACAUCAGGUACAUUCAUUUCAGGACCAUUUUUUCGAAAUGUCUCCCAGACGCAAUUGUCAACUGUCGAUGAACUGUACAAAUGUCUUAUAUCUAUUUGUAUCAUAUACAAACAUACUCGGGCGAAUUAAAUCGCUAAAAUUGGCCUGUGGCCCAAAUUGAGGCUGGCGGAAUUACAAAAACCUUCCACUUGAUCACGAGAUGUGGAAAACCUUUCAUCUGAUCACGAGAUGUGGAAAACCUUCCAUCUGAUCACGAGAUAGGGAAAACCUUCCACCUGAUCAGGAGAUGUGGAAAACCUCCACCUGAGCACCUGGUGUGUAGCCCAGGUUUACUUAUACAGUAUUAUAAUAAUAAUGUCUAUUUAUAUUGCGCCGGGUUCCACCCACAGAGGUGCGUGCUCAAGGCGCUACAAUAGUCACAGAUGAGAGGUUCACGGGAGGAGAGAGUUCGUGGGGAUAGAACUUUCUGAAGAGAAAGGUUUUUAGGUUGGUAUUAAGACCCUAUACCUCAGGAUGAUAUGGAUACAUUGUACAUAAACUACCGGGUAAAAUAUAAUAUACAAUCAUGUCUGAUGGUGGCUACAAACGAGGCAGCAAAUGGUUAUUCAAAGGUAAAGUUUUUCAUAUUGGUGUCAUUGUUGAGUUUAAACAUAAACUAUCUGUUUCUGUGUCAUUGAUUUCAUCCUAAUUCUGUUGAUGACGUUUGCAGUUGUUUGGUCGAAUUUUUGUUUGUGCCCCUGUCAAAUGCUUUCUUCAUGUUAUGUUUUAUUUUGCCCGGCAGUUUAUUUUAACUUGAAUUAGUUUGGCACGUUUUGUAAAGUAGAGUGUGUUGUGUUCCAAACAUUGCCUGCUAAGAAACCUUUAGUGUACUAGUACAUAUUUUGUUUCUAGGCCUUGUAUACGGCUGAUCAUUGGUAGAUAACACCCUGUAAUCGCUUUAUCAGCCCAACUUAUGUCACAUCGUCGCUGAAGUUCCAUGCAGAUAUAACAGACACAUUGGGGUGGGGAGGUGGAAUGGGGUAUGAAACUGGUUAUUGGAAAAGGGAGAUAACUGGGGUCGGGAUGUGUCAGUGGAGAUAGUUGGAAGCCUGAGGGUAGGGAUGAGUGUGUGGUGUGGUGAAGGAGGGUGAUGGGUGGGGAUGGGUUGGGGCGGCGUAGUUUCGCUGUAGUUGAGAGUGCGGGUGGAAAAGGCUGGGAGAGAGCACGGGGGAGGGGUUUCUGUAUGAAAUCGCGACGGUGUCGAAGGGGAAGGGUACCGAGGAGUUGUGUUGGUCGUUGGGGAGGGAGGGAGUUGGGGUGGGAUCUGGGUAGUCUACACCAAGAGCUAUCUUCAUGUUAUUUAAUUGUAAGCUAGACUUGCCAACUGUUAUAGACUCGGAAUAAGACGUUAGUGUUUCAGAGUUCUGUACAACAGGCUCGGAGAAGAGGGAUGGAGGGGUCUGAGUUGGUUGGUUGUUGUUUAACGCCGCACUCAGCAAUAUUUCACCUUUAUGGCGGCGGUUUGUAAAUAAUCGAGCCUGGACCAGACAGUCCAGUGAUCAACAGCAUGAACAUCGAUCUACGCAAUUGGGAUACGAUGACAUGUGUCAACCAAGUCAGCGAGCCUGACCUCCCGAUCCCAGUCACCUCUUACAAGGUUGCUGAAGACCAAUUCUAACCCGGAUUCUGACGGAUCGAAGGGGGUUGAGAGUAAAUGGUAAGAGAUGGCUGGGUAAGUUGCCAACUGGAAAGGUUGAUAUGACUGUUGAUUUCAUUAAUAAUGCACAUUUAAACUUCCAUGUUUCUUAUUUGUGUUAUUUCAUGAUCAUGUUACGUUUAUGCUUAUCCGUACAGGUAAUUUAUCCUCACUGGAAAUGUUCACGCAUAACACUACUUUACUGUAUAUAUUUACUCCAUUCUUUCAUUUCCUUCACACUUACGCACGCACACACACACGCACAAACACACACACACUCACACGCACCCUCACACACAAACACGCUUUUUUACUGGAAAAUUGUAUUCCCUCUCUAGUAUCCUCGCUCUAACAAAAACCACAUACACACAUGCACAAACGUACACACGCACACUAUACAACCCAGCCGGACCACACAAUCCCACCACACAAUAAUUAAUCUUCGGGAGAAGGUCUUUCAAACAUAUGACAUAACACAAACUUGUUUGAUCUGAUCGGACUUGUUAUUGAGGACUUUAGUGACGGAUCCAUUUUUGACGGCGUUUGAUGAACAGAAAAGCACAUACGAUGUCUACACUGUGUACUCGAUCUGCAUUGAAAUAUAUUUUGAAACAUA